AUGCGUAGAAGUCCAGUGAGCCGCCUGAAUUCCUUUAGCAGUAGGAAUACGCCCAGUUUCAGAGGUUCACCGGUUGUCGCUAGAAAUUCUCCUCCUCCGGUUCAGAGAGAUUGUCGUACGCAUAAAGACAGCCCCAGUCGGAGAAGUAAACAAAGUAUAAGCUCUGAAGAUAUCCUAGGCGAGAAGAAGCCUAACCACAACAGAACCCGCAGUCAUUCGCGUAGUAGGUCGAAAGCUGGGUCAAAGACGUUAGAAGAAUCGGCAGUCAUCACGGUGUCUGUCAAAAACGAAGUGAACGCGGAAAGCAUAUUUCGAGGCACGCUGGAUGCAGGUGCCGAACAUUCGUGGUCGGCGAGUCCCUCUGCGAAUUCGGUGAAGGCUGCGGACGGUGACAACAAGUAUGUUCAAGAGAAAUCGUUGGAGAGUUCAUUUAUUGCCGUGACUCCUCCAAGUUCUGCGGCAUCGUCUAGUGUGUCGACGGUGACUGACAAUGUCAAGACCAUCGCACCAGCGUUGAACAUGCUUCACGCCAGUUCCCUCGAAGAACUGAACAAUUUGUGCAGCCCUUGUUGGAUCGGAACCGUUGUGCUCAAGAAGUCGUCAUACCCGGUGCGCUGUUUUAAGCUGUACGGCGACGAUGAUCUGAUAGAUGCAUAUCUUCGCGAUGAUCAUGGCGAUAGUGUACAUCUUACGAUCAACCAACGUUUGAAGCUGGACCAGCCGAGGCCGGGUGAUGUACAGAAGUGGCUGUCGAGCCCGGAUUACACGUUUAUGCUCGCGGCUCCUAAUGCCAAUGCGAACGUUCUGGCUCCGUCGGACACGAAAGGCGGCGAUGACCAUCAAAUGCACAACAUGAAGUUAUUGGUGAAAUACUUUAUGGAAAAGAACGCAGCCGGCGUCGUCUCCGUGACCCCGAACCAGCGUGUCGUGAAGGUUCAGAAUACCGAACACAUGCCCAAAGCUGCUGCUACUACUACUAGUACAGCUGCUGCCCCUUUUACGGCCGGUAUCGUUUACGCGUUUCCUCGGUGCGCUUUUACUCGCCAGUUGUUGGCAUUGCUCUGUCCGAAGGUGACCGUCAUGGAACAGUGUCACGACGAGUCGCUUCUCGUCGUUUUACAAAAAAACGUACUGUGA
Messenger RNA from Soboliphyme baturini, 1137 nucleotides. NCBI's taxonomy places the organism in Eukaryota, Metazoa, Nematoda, Enoplea, Dioctophymatida, Soboliphymatidae. The record is from the annotation of a GenBank genome assembly.